AUGCCUCAGUCAACUUUCAAAUCCUUUCACAGCCUUAGUGUUGAGCAUCCCGACUUUGCUACGCACCCACGAUUCUGGACUUCGCACCAUCUUUCCGUCGUAAAGUGCAGCUUCCAGCAGGUCGAAAGCGAGAAUGCACAUAAGCCUGUGAUUCUUGACACCAAACAAGCCGAAGACAUGGCGGAGUGUGCUUUAGCCCUCGCUCGCGACAAGUUCGCGGAAAGGAAGGGCUACAAGGUCGACGCCCUUCUCUGUAAUAAUGAGUCCACCCCCAUCACAUAUACCGACUAUUGGCCCACCUUUCACUAUGGCCAAUGUAUCGUUCGCCUGUACAAUUCCCACGUCCGCAUCUACUGCAUCAAGGAAGAGAUUUCCAUGCCGCAUGCCAAUCCUAUCAUUGGGUACUAUACGUACACUGCCGACAAGGAACGUCGGAACAAGCUUGUCGCAAAUCGGGCCCCGAAUGGGCGCAUCAACAAACCUGCUCGGAACAUCUGUGACAUCAAAUAUCGCCAAGUGACCCCGACAGACUGGCGACAUGACCCAUACUUGGUUUGCCUCCUGAUGAGCUUGGCCCAACUCCAGAAACGCCAUGCUCUCGCUGCUCCGAAGGGACCGUUCCUGGCACGCCUCCUCGUCACGAACCUGGCCGAUGUUAGCAAUGCGUACGUCUACAAGGCGGAUAUUCCGCGCCAGCUCCUCGAAAGUCUGGACUGUCCUACCCGCACCAUCGAAGACUUCGUCUUUCCGACUGUCAACUACGUAGUGGUACCUUUUGAACCGUACUCGACCUUUGCAGAGCGCGUCCGGGCUGAGCUGGUCGGCCCGGAGUACUAUUCUCCUCCUGACCCAGUCGACUCGAAUCAGGCAGUGCCUUCGGAUCCACAAGGCGAGAAGCGAAAGCGUGACGAGGAGUAA
Messenger RNA from Fusarium fujikuroi IMI 58289, 918 nucleotides. RefSeq lists its product as uncharacterized. The transcript is spliced from 3 exons. The coding region runs from base 1 to 918 and encodes 305 amino acids. NCBI's taxonomy places the organism in Eukaryota, Fungi, Ascomycota, Sordariomycetes, Hypocreales, Nectriaceae. The record is from RefSeq and is a predicted model, not a curated record.